Molecule: messenger RNA, 2949 nt
Organism: Vigna umbellata (rice bean)
Lineage: Eukaryota; Viridiplantae; Streptophyta; Magnoliopsida; Fabales; Fabaceae
Product: phosphate transporter PHO1 homolog 3-like
Biological process (GO): cellular response to phosphate starvation; phosphate ion transport
Cellular component (GO): plasma membrane; Golgi apparatus; trans-Golgi network
Molecular function (GO): inositol hexakisphosphate binding; phosphate transmembrane transporter activity
Source: RefSeq, a predicted model, not a curated record
GACAAGUGAGAAGGCACUCACUUUCCACUUUGGUCUCAAAAGGUGUUGUGUCCCUUUUUGCAUUUUCUUCUGUUCUGUCGUUCAACUACACAAACAUGCGUUGAAUCAGUCAGCCUAUUCUACCAACUCUUUCAAACAAACACACCGUCAUUUUUUUACCCUAUUCAUCGUAUAAAUAACACCAUCCACCAUUCACCAUUUCCAUCGUCAUCUUUAUGCUCCUUCUCUUGCUUUCUAUCCAUUCUUUCCUUUCUCGCUUUCUCGCUUUCUCGCUUUAAACUGUUUUCUAUCCCAAAAAUUUGACUUGCUUCUGGUGCAACAGAAGCACAAAAAUGAAGUUUGGAAAAGAAUACAAAGCACAGAUGGUGCCGGAGUGGCAAGAGGCAUACAUGGAUUACAAUUUUCUGAAAUCCCAGUUGAAGCAAGUCCAGCGUUUCAGACAGAGCAGAAAAGCUCCUGCAGCGACGCCGAGAGGACUGAGGCGAAAGCUAACGCUGUACAGAGCCUUCAGUGGUCUGACAAACAGACAGUACCACCCUCUGAGUCCCUCCGUUGACAUAGAGAGCCAGCACAUCGCGGUGCAGACGGUGAAGCGGGGAGGAUCGGAGAGGUACGAAACGACGUUCCUGAUGAGCUCGGACGAAGGAGGGGAGUACGAGUUGGUGUACUUCAAGAGACUGGACGACGAGUUGAACAAGGUGGAGAAGUUCUACAGAGGGAAAGUGGAGGAGGUGAUGAAGGAAGCUGCAAUGCUGAACAAGCAAAUGGACGCUUUGAUCGCCUUCAGGAUCAAAGUUGAGAACCCCACUGCCUCCUUUCAUCGCUCCCUCGAGAUGACUCGCCUUGCCUCCGACGUUGCUUCUUCUACCGCCGUUCUCUCUUCUUCCACACCCAGAGGGGCCAAACUCAACAGAAAAGCUUCGAUGAUUAUGGAAGUUAUUGAAGAGGGUAGCACUCAUCAUGAACAAUCAGAUGAUUCUAAUGAGGAUGAUCAAGAACAAGUAAAAGAAACUGUUAAACCAAAAGUUGAGGAAAAGAAGCCAAAGAAUCUGAGGGUUACUAGACCAGCUCCUUUGGAAGUACUUGAUCGUGUGCAACUGAACCACACCUUUGAAACUCCACGUUCAACUAUAAAAGGUGUUCUCAAUUUCCCAGGCCAGACAGAACUACAUUUCAGCAGAAAAAAUCUUAACAAAGUUGAGGAACAACUUCAACGCUCGUUCAUUGAAUUCUACCGCAAGCUUCGCCUUCUCAAGAGCUUUAGCUUUCUAAAUACUUUGGCAUUUUCAAAGAUAAUGAAGAAAUACGAUAAGAUCACAACAAGAGAUGCAGCUAAAGCGUAUAUGAAAACGGUGGACAACACCCAAUUUGGAAACUCUGAUGAGGUGACUAAACUCAUGGAUAGGGUUGAGAAAACAUUCACUAAGCACUUCUACAACUCAAAUCGUAAUAAAGCCAUGAAUAUCUUAAGACCAAAAGCAAAGAGGGAAAGACACAGAGUUACGUUUUCCAUGGGUUUCUUAGCAGGAUGCGCAGCAGCUCUGGUGUUAGCCCUUAUUCUAAUCGUUCGUACCAGAAAAAUAUUGGAUCAUUCAGGGAGUACAACGUACAUGGAAUCCUUGUUCCCACUGCAUAGUCUGUAUGGAUUCGUAGUUCUACACUUGCUGAUGUAUGCUGCUGAUAUAUACUUCUGGAGGCGGUACAGAGUGAACCACUCAUUCAUAUUUGGCUUCAAGCCAGGAACUGACUUAGGCUACAACCAGGUCCUUCUGAUCGGUUUUGGUCUGGCAGUGUUGGCACUGGGUGGUGUGCUUGCAAACCUAGACAUGCAGAUAGAUCCACAGACAAAAGAUUACCAAACAUUGACCGAACUCAUUCCACUCAUCUUACUUCUUGUUCUGAUUGCUAUUUUAUUGUGCCCCAUAAACAUCUUUUAUCGCUCAAGCAGGGUUUUCCUCCUCAUAUGCCUAUUUCACUGUAUAUGUGCACCUCUUUACAAGGUCACACUCCCGGAUUUUUUCUUGGCAGAUCAAUUUACUAGCCAGGUGCAAGCCUUGAGAAGUUUUGAGUUUUACAUUUGCUACUACGGGUGGGGUAAUUUCAAACAGAGAGAAAACACCUGCAACUCUAGCAGCGUAUUCCUCACCUUUUCAUUCAUCGUGGCUGUUAUCCCCUACUGGUCCCGUUUCCUGCAGUGUCUUAGGAGGCUGUUCGAAGAGAAAGAUCCAAUGCAAGGAUAUAAUGGAUUGAAAUACUUCCUUACAAUUAUUGCUGUUUGCCUGAGGAUAGCGCAUAAUCAGAACAAUUCAAUGGUGUGGAAAGUGUUGGCCUGGGUUUUCUCAAUAUUUGCAGCAGUUGCUUCUACAUAUUGGGACCUUGUAAUAGACUGGGGCCUUCUGCAAAGACGUUCCAAGAACCGCUGGUUGAGGGACAAACUCGCAAUCCCUCAUAAAAGUGUAUAUUUUAUAGCCAUGGUCCUUAACGUCUUGUUGAGAUUUGCCUGGUUGCAGACAGUCUUGAGAUUCAACGUCAGCUUCUUGCAUAAACAAGCCAUGACUACCAUUGUUGCAUGCCUAGAGAUCAUUCGUCGUGGUAUAUGGAACUUCUUCAGAUUGGAGAAUGAGCAUUUGAACAAUGUUGGCAAGUACCGUGCUUUCAAGUCUGUGCCUCUACCCUUCAAUUACGACGAAGAUGAAGAUAAAGACGAGUGAUGAGUACUUGGCUAGGACAUGGAUUUUAUUUCCCUCUUUUCCUUUUCCAAAUCAUCUUUUUUCUCAUUCUUUUCUUCUAUCUUUCUUCAUAUGCACUAGUUCAAGAGUAAAUAUUUUCUUUUGAUUAAAGCAAUAUUUGAAGGGUAGCUGAAAAUAUUGCAAGGGGAAGAGUAUGUAACACCCCCUCACAUUUCUGUCCAUAAUACAAAUGAGGAAAUGUAUUACAAUUCAAUAGAUG